AUGAGCGUCCCCUCUGAUACAACCCCAUCAAACGAUGCUUCGGAUUCGCAGGAAACUGCGAAAGUCGAGCAGUUCAUUUGGGGCCGAGUCACUCUCAUCCAGCAAGCACUUGACAGAGUCGAUGCGAUCGCUGCACAGAAAGAGCCAGACCGUGUCAUUACUGCAAGCAAGGAGCUAGAGGACGUAGUCGAUGAGGCACGAAGGAUGCAUCCGUUCGUGUCGAUGCCGAAGCGUGAGUACAGCAGAGCGGAUGAGGCUUUGAUGGACCUACAAUACCGUGCGCAACUCCUCUUAAUAGGACCGACUUCACCUUCAGCGUUCAAUGACGCCGAGCGGACCCAGAUGAAGGAGCGGGGCGCGGUCCUCGGGAGCGGCGCGUCCGGAAGGGUGUGGAGAGCUACCAUGAAGAGAGCUGGUGAAAGUGACAAGGUAGUGGCCUUGAAGACUUCCCACACUUGUAAAAAAGUAGCCAAUCCGCCGCUGCGCCAUGAGGCUUGUGCUCUCUUAGCUCUCCAGGGCCACUCUAGCAUACCAGAGGUCUAUGCAUGGGGAAGAUCGAAUCAGUUUGAGUAUCUUGCUAUGCAGCUUCUGGGGACGCAGAAUCUGGAAGAACGCGCCUCGAAUGGCCCGGCUUUCACGGUUGAAGAUCUAGCGACACUUACCUGCACUAUGUUGGAUGCAGUGGAGCAUGUACACUCACGUCAUCUGAUCCACGGCGACAUCAAACCACAAAACUUCGUCUUCUCCCUCCCUCCCGACUCUCGCCUGUACUUGAUUGACUAUGGUUUGACAACCUGGCAUUCCGAUCCCGAAACGCAUGUUCCGCUCGAGAAGUCCCGUACAUCCAACACCAUCGGAACGAUAGUGUACUGCAGCAUUAAUGCGCAUCUUCAUCAAGCCCCGUCGCGUGCAGACGACAUGGAAUCAUUAGCAUACACCGUCAUAUCACUUCUUCGAGGCUCACUUCCAUGGCAGAAACAGUCGCGCAAAGGAGUAUUCCCCAAUAAGCAGCUCUGGUCCGGAAACGACCUUGGCUUCGGGUACCCCCAGGUUUUCGGCGACUUCGUCGACUAUACACGGGCAUUGGGAUUCGAAUCCGAGCCGGAUUACGUAGUGGUCGGCACGUCGCACAAGGACGCACCCGACCCUAAACCGUCACUCCAAGUACUCCCUGAGCCAGAGUCGAUCUCGGAGUUUACGACGCCUCGUGAGGACGAUUACUGGCCCAUCGGAACCGCUAUGUACCCCAGAGUACCCACGAGGCGGGAUCUGAUUGGCGACGAGAAAGCAACUGAGCAGGAAGAUCAGGAAGAGAAAGAAUUUGGCUGGGAAUAUCUAGAUGAGAUAGACAAAUUCUGGUUAUAG
Messenger RNA from Stereum hirsutum FP-91666 SS1, 1365 nucleotides. Its product is annotated as kinase-like protein. Gene Ontology annotation, molecular function: protein kinase activity; ATP binding. The record is from RefSeq and is a predicted model, not a curated record. The transcript is spliced from 10 exons. NCBI's taxonomy places the organism in Eukaryota, Fungi, Basidiomycota, Agaricomycetes, Russulales, Stereaceae. Gene Ontology annotation, biological process: protein phosphorylation. Bases 1 to 1365 code for a protein of 454 amino acids.